GCAAGCAAGCUACAGUAGCCCGCAAGUCUGUUUGCCCAGAAUAAUAGACCAAACCAAUCUAGCUAGGCCAAGUGGGUGGUGAACUAGCCAGAGGUUGCAUACAGGAGCUCGUAGCAACAGAAUGCUGGGAGCUUGCUCCUGCGUGUUCGUGCUGCUCGUCGUAAUAACCUGCAUAUACCUCUUCCAGAGGUUAAGGCGAAAGGGCAACAUCUUUAGCAGUACAUCCCCAUCGGUGACGACGGUGCAGCUCCCGCCCGGGCCAUCGUCAUGGCCGGUGGUGGGUAACCUGCCGGAGAUGAUGUUCCACAAGCCGGUGUUCCGGUGGAUUCAUCUCCUGAUGAAGGAGAUGGGCACCGACAUCGCCUGCUUCCGACUUGGCGGCGUCCAUGUCAUCCCGAUCACCUGCCCCAAGAUCGCGAGGGAGGUGCUCAAGACGCAGGACGCAAACUUCGCAUCCCACCCUCUCAGCUUCGCCUCCGGCGCCGUCAGCCGCGGCUACACGGACGCAGUACUCUCGCCGUUCGGUGACCAGUGGAAGAAGAUGCGCCGGGUGCUCACCUCCGAGAUCGUCUGCCCUUCCCGUCACAGGUGGCUCCACGACAAGCGCGCCGACGAGGCCGACAACUUCACACGCUACGUCUACAGCCUCACCGGCACCUCCGGCAACAACGUGGACGUCAGGCACGUCGCGCGGCACUACUGCGGCAAUGUCAUCCGCCGGCUUGUCUUCGGCAGCCGGUACUUCGGGGAGCCUCAGCCAGAUGGCGGGCCAGGGCCGCUCGAGGUGGAGCACAUGGACGCCACCUUCACCUCCCUGGGCCUCCUCUACUCCUUCUGCGUCAGCGACUACCUCCCCUGGUUGCUUGGCCUUGACCUUGACGGCCACGAGAAGAUGGUCAAGGAGGCCAACGCGAGGGUGAAUAGACUGCACGACGCGGUCAUCCAAGAGCGGUGGACUGCCUCGCGGAACGUCGGCGAGAGGCAGGAGGAGCACGAGGACUUCCUUGACGUUCUCAUCUCGCUCAAAGACGGCGAUGGCAACCCUUUGCUCACCAUCGACGAGAUCAAAGCACUCUGCAUGGACAUGACUUUAGCGGGCACAGACAACCCGUCCAAUGCCGUGGAGUGGGCGCUCGCGGAGAUGGUGAAUAGCCCGGAGUUGCUAGCCAAGGCGGUGGAGGAGAUAGAUCGGACAGUCGGCCGGGAGCGACUGGUGCAGGAGUCGGACCUUCCACAACUUAACUACGUCAAAGCGUGCAUACGAGAAGCGUUCCGUUUGCACCCCAUCGCUCCCUUCAACGUGCCACACGUCGCAAUCGCUGACGCCAUUGUUGCAGGCUACCGCGUGCCCAAGGACAGCCAUGUUCUCCUAAGCCGUGUUGGCCUAGGCCAGAACGAGACUGUCUGGGAUGAGCCGCUUCGCUUCAAGCCAGAGCGCCACAUGGGAGAUGGCAUUGACGUCAUGCUCACCGAGAACGAGUUGCGAUUCAUCUCAUUUAGCACCGGCCGCCGUGGAUGCAUGGCGGCUUCUCUAGGCACGUCCAUGUGCCUCAUGCUCUUUACCAGGCUAGUGCAAGGCUUCACCUUGACCAAGCCGGCAGGGGUGGCGAUCCUCCAUCUCAGAGAAUCCAAGGAUAACCUUCUUAUGGCCAAGCCGCUAGUACUACAUGGUGAGGCCCGCCUGCCGGCUCACCUCUACCAUAUGAUGUGACACCAUUGAUUCAAUUGAUAUCACUUCAAAUAACAAGAGAGUGAGCAUUUAUUUUCUAUGUUUUUCAA
Lolium perenne is the source of this 1779-nucleotide messenger RNA. NCBI's taxonomy places the organism in Eukaryota, Viridiplantae, Streptophyta, Magnoliopsida, Poales, Poaceae. The record is from RefSeq and is a predicted model, not a curated record.